GCCAACACCUUAUCCUCAUCCUCCACUCUUACACUUCAGCUAUGCAUAUGGCAUUCCUGGUUGCCAUGUUCAGUGCAGUGUCGGUGGUCGUACUGGCGGUUCACUGGGUUUACAGAUGGAGGAACCCAAGGUGCAGCACCGGAAACCUUCCGCCUGGCUCCAUGGGUUUGCCUCUGCUUGGCGAGACCAUGCAGUUCUUCUCACCGAACACCACUUUCGAUGUCUCUCCCUUCAUCAAGAACAGGAUAAAGAGGUACGGGCCAGUGUUCAGAACCAGCUUGGUCGGCCUGCCUGUGGUUGUGUCCACCGACCCGGAGCUCAACCACUUCGUCUUCCAACAAGAGGGGAGGCUGUUCGAGAGCUGGUACCCUGAGACCUUCACCGAGAUCUUUGGCCGCAGCAACGUGAGCUCCUUGCAUGGAUUCAUGUACAAGUACCUCAAGAGCUUGGUUCUCAAGCUCUUCGGUCCCGAGUCCCUCAAAGAGCUGCUGCUUCGUGAUGUGGAGACGGCAGCAUGCGCCAAUCUCUCCUCGUGGUCGCGUCUGUCGAGCAUCGAGCUGAAGGAAGCCACGUCAAAUAUGAUAUUUGAUCUCACUGCCAAGAAGUUGAUUAGCUACGAAUCUUCGUCUUCAUCUGAGAGUUUGAGGAAAAAUUUUGUGGCCUUCCUACGAGGACUGAUCUCGUAUCCGGUGGAUCUCCCAGGCACAGCUUAUCACCGGUGUAUGCAGGGAAGGAAGAACGUAUUGAAAGUGCUGAAAAAUAUGCUUAAAGAAAGGCGGAAUUCUCCAUGGAAACAACAUGGAGAUUUCUUCGACUGUGUCAUUGAAGAGCUGAACAAAGAAAGAUCAUUGAUAACGGAGACCAUUGCUCUGGAUUUGAUGUUUGCGCUGCUCUUCGCGAGCUUCGAGACCACAUCUCUGGCCCUCACGCUGGCCAUCAAGUUUCUCACGGACCACCCAAAUGUACUGGAGAAAUUGACAGAAGAGCAUGACACAAUACUAAAGAACCGAGAGGACCCAAUGACAGGAGUGACAUGGAUGGAGUACAGAUCAAUGACAUUCACAUUUCAGGUUAUCAAUGAAACAGCGAGGUUGGCAAAUAUAGCGCCAGGGAUCUUCAGAAAAGCACUGAAGGACAUCCAGUUUAAUGGAUACACAAUUCCUGCAGGAUGGCGAAUCAUGGUGUGUCCUCCAGCAGUGCAUCUGAACCCUGAGAUAUACGAGGAUCCACUCACCUUCGACCCAAGUAGAUGGAAGGAGAGGCCAGAACUGAAUGGUGGGUCCAAGCAUUUCAUGGCUUUUGGAGGGGGCAUGAGAUUCUGUGUGGGCGCUGAAUUCGCCAAGCUGCAGAUGGCCAUCUUCCUCCAUCGCUUGGUGACCAAAUACAGCUGGAGGGCAAUCAGAGGAGGAAAUAUAGUCCGAACGCCAGGAUUAGGAUUCCCAAAUGGUUAUCACAUCCAGCUCUUUCCCAAAGCUUGAUGAUCUGCAGGGAGAUGGCUUAGACACAGAUCAGUUGUAAGAUAUGUAUAAUAGAGAGUCUAAAUUUCCAUAGAACAAUUAUAUUGUGGUCUAUAGACAUGGCUGCUGGUGGCUCAAGAACUGUUGUUUGGGACCUUCUCCUCUUCUUCCUCAUUGCUACAGUCCUGAGAGAAGAUUUGGUGGUUCCAUCAAAGGUACCUUCUGUUCUCUGCAAGUGUGUAGUGUGUGCAAACUGCUGUUCUGUGCGGUCCACUUGAGAAAUAAAAUCUUGAAACUUUGUGUGUUUCGUAGCUGAAUUUGCUAAAAUGGAGGAUAUCUUUCUAACAUUGUUAGGUAAAUAUAUUUAUGCAAAGAAUUUAAUCCAGGAGGAAAUUAUUACUCACCCGGAAA
Musa acuminata subsp. malaccensis (wild Malaysian banana) is the source of this 1868-nucleotide messenger RNA. RefSeq names its product cytochrome P450 87A3. Gene Ontology annotation, molecular function: iron ion binding; monooxygenase activity; oxidoreductase activity, acting on paired donors, with incorporation or reduction of molecular oxygen. The record is from RefSeq and is a predicted model, not a curated record. Gene Ontology annotation, biological process: sterol metabolic process; multicellular organism development; brassinosteroid homeostasis. NCBI's taxonomy places the organism in Eukaryota, Viridiplantae, Streptophyta, Magnoliopsida, Zingiberales, Musaceae.